AUGACAGCAGAAGAGUCAGAUCGCUAUGAUGAAGCUGUCCGAGCUGGCACGAUCCCUAGUACCGCCCUCUCGCGAGUGAUCUUCCGAAAUUGGCUCCGAUUUCCAGGCUGCAUAAUCUUGACGAAAGUUGGGGGGUUCUAUGAGUCUUACUUUGAGCCAGCCUUGGAGUUGAGCGAGCUGACAGGUCUCAAACUUGCUCAAAAGCGAUAUGCUUCAGCCACUAAGGACGGGAAGAAGAGCAUCGUUCUGCCCUUUGCUGGCUUCCCCACGGCUCAGCUGGACAAGUAUCUCAAGCUUCUAGUGCUUCAACUUGGGAGGACAGUGGUGGUGGUAGACGAGACGGAGUCAAGAAGCGAUGAGGAGCUCAAAGAGCGUCGAGUCGGACGUGUCGUCACGCCUGGAACCCUUCUGGAGGAGAUAGGUCUGGCCGGGAACGAGAGUCGAUUCCUGUUGGCGAUUGCCAUUGGUAACAGAGUCUCAAAGUCAAGCGAUGAGCUGGAACAAGACCCUGAAGACACUUUCACCGACCUGGCUGUCUCGCUGGCGUAUACCGACGUGACCACCGGAGAUUUCUUCUCCAAGGAAAGCUCAAUAGCGCAUCUCGAAGAUGAGCUCACACGAAUCGCUCCGAAGGAAGUGGUCCUGGACUCUGCGCUUAGAGAGCUCUGGGAACUUGGUACGGGUGAUCCGACAGGGUCCGAUCGCGGAACGGCCGUCGAGCUCUUGGCCCUUUUACGAGUCCUAGGCCACCAUGUCUCAUUCGCUGAUCCCAGUCGAUCGUCGCCUGUCGAGGACUCGCAAGGCUUGAUGCGGAGUACGCUGGAGAUGGAUGCUGAGGCGAGAGCGGCCAUACCUCUGGAGUCUCAGGCAAUCUCAAUCUUGCGACGUCAGCUGGAGUACGCAUUCAGAGAUACGCCAACGUAUCUCCGACAGCCAAAACGACAAAGCGAAUCCGCCUACAUGCAUAUUGAUGCAGCAACACUUCAAGCACUGGAAAUUCGGCAUUCUCUACAACUCGGCGAUACGGAAGUCCAGCGUGGAUCGCCCGUGUCUCGAGUCGGCACAUUACUCUCUGUCCUCGAUCAGACCGUUACAGACGCCGGCCAUCGACUGCUCGUUCGAACUUUGAUGGCCCCCUCGACCAUUCUCAGUGAUAUCACUGAACGACAAGAGCUCGUUCAAGCGUUUGUGGACAGAGGAGAUCUGAGAGAAGAGCUAAGGGAAAUUCUCAGAGGCGCGAAGGACGUCGCUCGUACCCUUCAGCGUAUCAGGCGGGGCCGCGGAGGACCCUAUGAGACGUGGAAGGUAGCAGUGUGGAUCAGAGUAUCUGAGAGGAUCAUCGGGAGACUGAAAGCUGAGGUCGAGCUGGAACAUUCACGUCUCGCUUCUUCACAACCUUCGCCUAAGCAGUUUCAACUGGAAAGUCUCAAGCGGAUGACUCGAGUAGUCCAAGCUUGGACAGAUUUGAGCGAUAUUGCGCGAGAGAUCGAAGGAUCCAUGGACGAAUCUUGGCUGUUGAGCUUAGAUCGUGGUCUCAGCUCAGAUGAGUCGAAAGAUUCACACGAUUCUGAGAAUGGUCUAACGGUAAAUGCCAACGGGAGAAACGGCGACAGUGAGCCAGAUGAGACAUUCAUGUCGCGGUGGAUCAAGGAGGCGGAAGGUAGGGAGACGACUGGGGAGAGAAAACAGAUGGGGGAGGAUGUUGUUUUCUGGCUCAAACCUGACGCUUCUGAGGAGCUUCAAAGGGCGCAUGACCAGCUAGCAGACAUCGAGCAGAGGCGUGUCAAAAUGGAAGAUGAACUCAAGCGCAAAUACAGCGAUGGGGUAGUCCUAACCUGGUAUUCUCGACAUGGCUAUUGGGUCAAUUUUGUCUCCGCUACGAAUCCGGACCGGCUCAGGAAGUCAAUGCUGGAAGAUGAACGUUUCAGAAAAGCUGGAGAGAGUAAGAAACACAUCUUGUACAAGCCUUGGACAGUGCUAGGUGCAGAACGGGACAAUGUCUUUCGAAAGAUCGAUCGCCUGCAAAGGGAAGAAUUGAACCGGAUGAGGACGAUGAUCGCAUCCCGAGAUGAAGUCUUCAAGGACAACAUGGCCCUCAUUGAGGAACUCGAUAUGUGUUUAGGGUUUGCUACGACCGCCGCAGAGUCAUUGUUCGUCAGGCCGUUCAUGACAAAUGGGACGGAGAUGAGGAUCAUCAAUGGUCGACACCCUACAGUUGAAGCUGCUCUGAAUGCACACAUUCGACCCUUCACGCCCAACUCGACCGUCAUGUCUCCUGGAACACACCUUCAAAUCAUCACUGGGCCUAAUCAAGGAGGGAAAUCGACAUUGUUGCGUCAAACGGCAGUCAUCGCCAUCUUGGCUCAAGCUGGGAGUUUUGUACCUGCCGAGGCAGCCAGCAUUGGAAUUGUCGACAAGGUCUUCAGUCGAGUAGGUGCGAGGGAUGAUUUAUUUAGGGACAGAAGCACAUUCAUGUUGGAGAUGGUAGAGACUGCGUCCAUUCUGAAAUACGCCACGCCCAGAUCACUGGUCAUAAUGGACGAGAUCGGACGAGGAACGACGCUUCAGGCAGGCAUGUCGAUAGCGUACGCGACCCUAGAAUACAUUCUCUCUAAGAUCAAAUGCCGGACGUUGUUUGCAACUCACUACCAUGAGCUUGGUCAAAUGCUAGCGGGUAGCGAAACGCCACUCCCCGUGGACGAAUCGGGCGUCUUGAGAGGCGAGGGGUUGCCGAAACGAGACGGCGUAGAAUUUUGGUGUACAGACGUCAACGAAGUUGCUGGGGCUUUCUCCUAUUCCUACAAAUUGGAGCAAGGGAUUAAUUUCAAUUCGCACGCCAUUAAAGCUGCUAGGAUUGCUGGUAUGCCGCGUGCGUUUCUUCAGACCGCCUCGGCUACACUUGCAAGGUUGCAAGCGCAGUACACGCGAGCUCAACAGUACCUCAGUGGAUCGUCCACCGUUGAGGAGGCAGCGCCCUCUGGCCGGACCCAGCAGGCGUACGACGGCUUCGUCCAUGCCCCGCAUGCGAAUUCCGUAGUCACGACGCGAGAAGCAAGCAACAAUGAGCGAGUUGCGACAGGAGAAGAAUCAACGCGUUGGUCGCCUGGACCGGCCACUGCUGCAUCUCAUCCAUCAUCUUCAUCUCGAGGGCAGGACUCGCGUCCAAGUGCAGACGCCUGA
This is a messenger RNA of Kockovaella imperatae, 3180 nucleotides long. Its product is annotated as muts domain V-domain-containing protein. Gene Ontology annotation, molecular function: ATP-dependent DNA damage sensor activity; mismatched DNA binding; ATP binding. The coding region runs from base 1 to 3180 and encodes 1059 amino acids. Gene Ontology annotation, biological process: mismatch repair. Gene Ontology annotation, cellular component: nucleus. The transcript is spliced from 11 exons. NCBI's taxonomy places the organism in Eukaryota, Fungi, Basidiomycota, Tremellomycetes, Tremellales, Cuniculitremaceae. The record is from RefSeq and is a predicted model, not a curated record.